AAAUAACCCAGAGAGCAGAAAGCAAAACACGCAUGCUUUUAGAGAGGUUGGUGAUCGGGGUCUGAUGUUGUUAACUCUUUUAAGUUACGCAUUUUGAGUGUUGGAAACCAUUAUCACGAUGUCGCCUGCCCCUGUUCGCACGAAACCGAAUAUUAUGAUCACAGGGACUCCUGGUACAGGGAAGUCAACCCUCUGUAAGGAACUGGCGGAGCGUACCGGCUUCCAAUGGCUGGAAGUAUCAAAACUGGCUACUGACUGGGACUGUGUCAGCGGAUUUGAUGAGGAGUAUCAAAGCAAUAUUUUGAACGAAGACAAGUUGCUCGAUACGAUGGAACCAAUCAUGGCCAGUGGUGGUAAGAUAGUCGAUUACCAUGGAUGUGAAUUUUUCCCUGAGAGAUGGUUUGAUAUUGUAUUUGUCACAAGAACUGAUAAUACAAUUUUGUAUGACAGACUACAUGAGCGGGGAUACACUGGCACAAAGCUCACUGAAAAUGUAGAGUGUGAGAUUUUCCAGACUUUGCUGGAAGAAGCAAAGUCUUCCUAUGACGAAGAAAUUGUUCAUGAGAUUCCCAGCAACACUCUAGCAGAUAAAGAAAGCAACUUAGACAGGAUAGAAAGCUGGAUAGAAUCAUGGACUGAAAAUAAUGUUAGAUAAGCCUAGGGUAAAGAUUUAUUUGACAGCCAUUAUAUUUUGGAUUUAAUUGAUUGGUCCUGGUUUAGUUGUAGUAGUGAGAAUUUAAUAACUCCACUUACCAUUUAAAAUAUUUAAUGGUUUUGUCAGAAACUAUCAAUAUGGGUUUUUUUUUUCUCAACAAUAAACUAAAAACAUUUUUGUAUUCA
Thrips palmi is the source of this 840-nucleotide messenger RNA. RefSeq names its product adenylate kinase isoenzyme 6 (gene Ak6). The record is from RefSeq and is a predicted model, not a curated record. Gene Ontology annotation, cellular component: cytoplasm; nucleus. The transcript is spliced from 4 exons. The coding region runs from base 119 to 655 and encodes 178 amino acids. Gene Ontology annotation, molecular function: ATP binding; AMP kinase activity; ATP hydrolysis activity. NCBI's taxonomy places the organism in Eukaryota, Metazoa, Arthropoda, Insecta, Thysanoptera, Thripidae.